GUACACAUACAUAUAUAUCAGCAAAUGCAUAUGAAUAUAUGACCACAUAUAUGUAAAUCUGUGUGACCUCAUAGUUGAACUAAAUAAUUGGAAGCAUGCGUUCGAUUAAUGCGGCGCUGAUUAAGUGGUGUUGACUUCAAGUGAAGCUCAUUCAUUCCCAAUUCUAGUUUUAUUCGUUUUUCGUUUUCCUCUUCUUACAACUUUCGUUUUUGUGACUUGAUUAGAAUGCGUGUCAUAAAAUCUCUUUUUCAUUUGACAAUCAAUUGAUUGUUGCAACACUUUACAUGCACUUUUGAUGGCUUUUGAAUGGGCUUAGAAUUAAAAUGGGGCAACCGCAAUCAUCGAAAUUUGUUGUCUGCUGCCUGUUAUUGUUGUUGUUGCAUUGCAAAAGCGUGCUUGUUGAAUAAGUUUAUUGCUCUGGUCGUUUUGUAAUUCUUCUUGUUUGUUGACUUGAUAAUUAGGAUUUAUUGAAAGGCUUUUGAAAUUGUUGUUGUUAAAGUGAUUUGUUGUUAUGUUUCUGUGUAUUUGAAAUUUAUUUGGUUUUAUUGAGUCUCUGGUGGAUAAUAUUACAGCUUAGAGUUUAUAGAUGCACAAUUUAGCGUUUUUAUGUGAAAACUUUGUGGUAAAGUAAGCUUCGGAUUUAACUUUUUUUCUUGAAAAAUCAAAUGAAAAUUAUUGAGAAAUAAAAUCUCCGUCUAUAUCUACUAAGAAUCAAUGUGGUAUGAAAUCAAUCCGCAAUUUCUUGCCGAUAUAAAAACGUUAGGAUACUUAUACCACAUAUAUCACACGCCAGUUCUCAAAUUGAAAUAGAUGACGAGUUAGUCUUAGCCUGUAGUGUCUUUUUACUCUUUAACGGAGCUCUUCCAUUGUUGUUAUUCAAAUAAUAAACUUCACUCCUAAAAACAAAAUGAAAUGGAGUGGAGUAUCUGAGAAGCAGAUCUGAGAGACACGCAUCAGAAACUAUUUUGACUUUAUCCAGCCGACAUAAUAAUAAUAAUAUACUUAAAAUUUCCCUGAACUAUAUGCUAGUUUUCGCCGAGAUUGUAUGAUUCAAGUGAAAGGUCUCACUAUUUUUUAGUCAUUUCUAGACUUUUAUCGUCUUCAUAAGGAAAAGCCAUUGAAUUGAUUAUCUUUCAAUAGGGAUCACUAUGAUUACCGGACUUACUACUUGAUUACUGACUUCUAUUCCAGAGAUUCGAAACUGGUGAGAACUAACUUUCUUAUAAGAAUCCUCUUUUUAGUUCAUUUUAUUCUUCAACUCCUUUUCAUUUACUUUUAUUGCAUAACCAAAUAACUAGGCUUAGUAAGUAGUACUAUUAAGCCUUCAAAAAUCUGCUGAGGUUAUUUUGAAAUAAAAAAUAAUUAUGAUUUUUAUAUAUUAGUGAGGCUCACUGCGCCCCAGAAUCUCGAAGUAGUUUACUGUAAGCAAAAACUCUUCACCAGCAGUCACCAGUAGUUGUCUUUAUGAAGUAAAUUGUGCAUUUUCGUCGUCAGCAUAGCGAAUUCAAAUUACAAUAUGUGCCUAUAGACAUUAGAUCUCAAAUGUAACUGCCACAAUACAAACGAAAGCUUAGACUAGAAAACGCGACAUGACAGUACAACAUUUUCAAUUAAAGCUAUUUCUCUACAAAAAAAGCUUUGCUUUUCCCACACAGAAACUUUUUACAUAUAUAAAUCCUCAUAGCUUUUCCAAAGCACUUGAAAACCGGCUAAAAUAACUUUCGCUGACAAGAGCUUUUGCGCAAUCCUUAGCAGUUAACCAAACCAUUUCGUAUCAGCUGUUAACAAAGCUCUCCAUCAGCUGUUUCAGAUCUACCGGUAUGUUACACCCACGCGAUUAUCACUUUUGUUUUGUUACCAAUAUUCGCGUGCAGCAAGAAAACUAAAUGUGACAACAACUAUGCAAUGUUUUCGGCGGAGCUGCACAACAUCGUUUAUAAGCCACUUGCUCGAUUGAUAGCGCGGCCGAGUGAAGCUGUGUACGAGUGGCCAACACUAUUCGACUCGUGUGUGCGCUCAGAGCGCUCUCGUGAGUAAAUUCUACACAGCGACGCUCAACUGCCAUACAUACAGAUGUACGUUAUCAGGUCACAGCAGCCACAGGCCCACCACCAACCGCCAAAAAUAAAUUCCCACCGCUGUGACCACGAUUCUAAGCCAAACAAAUCACUUGCUUACAGCUUGCGGUGGCCUCUUCAAUAACCGACUUUUUGUUAAGUUUGGCGCGCUUAGCGCCUUUUAGCGCGUCUCUUGCCGGCUUCCGUCAGACUCAGCCAGCUCGCAGCUGUGAGCUGGUGGGGUAUGCACACGAGCAAGUGGUAUUGUGUUGUACCGGUUCGUUGUCGACGCGUGUCGGCUGAGCGGCAAGUGUGGCACUCGGUUCCUCUUAUCGCUGACAGUAAACACUAGCCCCCUACCCCCACUUGCUAAGAAGUCUCCAAAUAAAGUGUUGGCUACGUUUGUAACGGUAUGCAAACACAGAUGCUGGAGACUCAAUGCUGCCUCGUAUGUGUGUCAGUGUGUGAGCGGAGGAGGAAGUUGCGUACGGUUAUGGGUUAUUGUUUGUGUGUGUGGGUGUAUGUACGCAUGCGAUGAGCUUACACAUCGCCGCCAAUUCAACUCGGAAAUCAGUUCGUGUUUUGAAUUUCUCCGGAUCGCAUGGCAGCAGCGGAAGAUUGCAGAGCGUCAAGUGUACGCGAAUGAUAAUUCAAUAAAAAAAAUAUUAAAAGAAUAAAAAAUAUUUGAAAAAUUUGUGAAAAUAAAUUUGAAAAAUGUGUUGAAGAAUUUUUAUUUCAAUAAUUUCAAAAAAAUGUUUUUUAAUAAAAGUGUUAGUAUAUGUAUAUUCACUGCUCAUAUACUUAGCCAGUUAGUGAUGCUAACUAGCUUUGUUUGCCAAGAUAAAUUUGCCAAGAUAGUGUUGAUUAAUAUUAAAGCGUUUGAUAACUGGUUAAGUGCGUAUGGAGGAUAGAGUGGUAAUCCUGGGAAAAACCAAUAAAAUAUUACAGUUAUACGGUAGUCGUUACAUGUGCGGUGCAUGCAACAAAGCAGUCGAAAUGAAAACCGCAAUAAAAAUAGUUGCAACCGUACAGUAACUGUGAUGAAAAUAAUUGCAAUUGCAGCGAAUUGUUGAAAUUGCACAAAAGGAAAACGAAUACAACAACAAAUAAAAUGUCAUAACAACAAAUAUAAUAAUAUAAAUGACUAUAAGUGCAACGAAAAAAAAAACAAAAAAAUAGUUUAACAAUCAAGCGAGUUGGUGGACCUGCGCUUAAGGAAGGUGCAACACUAAAGAACAACAACAAAAAGCGAGUGAAAAAUAAAUUUAAGUGAAAAUUCAAAACAAGAAAAGGUAGAGUAAGGUAAAUAAAGACGCAGUGCGGCGUAUACUUAAUGUAACUGUCCCUGCCGUUAGGUUAACGUAAUCCUGUUGCAAGCAUAUACAAGCUGCUUUCAUGUUGCAAGUAGCAUGUCAGCAAAUUAAGGAAAGAAUUAAUCAUCUACUCGAGGAUAACUGACAACGUGGCAACUUGGUUGCGGCGACCACAGCUGGAGGAUAACAGCACCGACCAAACGAGCGGCCGACCGCUGGUGACAGUGUUGCAAGUCUUAUAGCGUGUGUGUGUGUUUCUGUUUCAAUUGGGUGGCCAACACAAUGGCCGACGAAUCAUGCAGAAGAAUGUAAUUAACGUGCAGUAGAGCAAAAGGACGCAAUUGGCAAUAACAAAAACAACAACUCAAGUUGUUGCAACAAUUUUAUGAUCGAAAUUCACAGCGAAAGCGCAUUAUAAUUGAGCAAGCGGAAGGUGGUGGGAGAAAACAACAACAACAAGAAAUAUUACAAAAAAAUACAACAACAAUGUAGUGUUUUAAGCAGUACGCACCAGAAUAUAACACAAACGUGUGAAAACGAGGCAUUUAAACAACAACAGCAACAAUUGUAGUAGCAAUUACAGAGCAUUGGUGAAACAACUUGUUAAUUGCAUGCACUUUCAACACUCAAUUGUAACAACAACAACACAAUUUAAAGUCAAACGUACAGCAGACAGUACAAGAGUACGUGCAACAGGCAAAACAAAGCAAAAGCUGACAACAAAGUGAUGCUAGAACAAAAGAAUAAACUACAAUUACAACAACAAUGACAAGCUUUUAAACCGCAGCAAAUUCAAUAGCCACUGGGAUUUGUGAUUUUAACAGGCCUCUGUACAGACGCAGUUCGCCUACAACAGAGUAUAAUUAAGGCAGCGCAUAGUACUUGCAACUCAGUGCGUUGCGCAUAAGUUGCAAGUAUACUUGCUACAAGAUACAAGAACCACACUGGUCACACAAAUUGCAACAACAUUUAUGCCCGUCAUACACAAAGUGAAACAGCAGCUUCCGCAAGCAUAACAACUACUUGCAACACACGACACAACGGGCCGCAACAGUAGUAGCACUAGUACUGUAAGUAGUACUACAACAGCAACAACACCAAUGAAUGGUGGUUUUCGCAUAACGGGCUAUCCAGCUGCUGCUGGCGCUGCCACAGCGACAAGCACACCGAGCAGCAGUGGCGGACCGACAAGCUCCGAUACAACAUUGCAAGUCGGCAACACGCUGUCGAACGGUGCAACAAUGCAGCAUACAAACAACGGAAACACAAAUAAAAUCAACAACGAUAUUGGCGCUCAUCAAGGCAACGGUGGCAGCAAUAAUGCCUUUUUGAAGCACUAUAAUCCGAUGCUUGGCAGUGUUUCCAGUCAACAGUCACAGCCACAGCCACAGCCACAGCCACAGCCACAGCCGCAUUUGCAACUGAAGCAAUUGCAAUUGCAGCGCGAACAGCGCGAACGCGCGCUGGACCUGCACAUUAGCGAGUAUCAACCGCCAACACCGACACAAUUCACCACCGUGGCGCCACCGCUUUGCGGCAGUACGGCCGCGCCGAUUGCGCUGAAAGGCAAUAAUCCUUUUCUGAAUAGUCCCUCACCCACGGAGACAACAGCUGCGCCUGUAAUGGCUUUUGGUUAUGCCACAACAACAACAACAGCACCAACAACGUCUGCAGCAAUAAGCGGUAGUACAAACAGUCUUGCUGGCGCGUCACACAGUGGCGGCUAUGAGAUGCCCGAGUAUGCGGAACCGCAACGUUUUCGCGCGCACAAACAAACGCGACCGCACAGCAUUGCUGUUGCCUCCAUGAGCGCCAGCAUGUCGGCGAACAGCUCCGCAGCGGUGUCUACUACAUCCACUUCGGGCGCGACCAGUUACAACAGCAGCAACACUAAUGAUCUGGCUUACAGCACGCUGCGGCGCACGCCUAAGGCGAUGCCCAACAGCUUUGUGGACUACGCCUCUCGACAUCAGCUGCAGCAGGAGGAGCAGCUGCGGCAACAGCACGCCCAUUUACAGCAACAACAACAGCGCUUGUUGCAACUCACGCGCCAGCAGCAGCAAUUACGCAGUGGCGGCACUGGCAGUAACUCGGGCACACCUACGUCCGGCGUCAGUGCAACAACGUCGGCGGGCACGCCCACUCCUGCGACCAGCGUGGACAAAGAGGCUUUGUAUGCGGCGCUUUUUCAACAAUACCGUAACAGCCCAACGCGUGCGCCACACACAACACUACCGCUCAAGUUGAGCGGCAAUGCAACACAUACACCAACAUCUUUGAACAUUGUCGUGACGAGCUCUGCCGCUUCCACUAGCAAUUACUGUCCACCAGUGCCACUGCAUCGUAAUCAAAAUAUAUCCAGCGCUGGUUUACAAUUACACCAACAACAGACAGCGGGUAGCGGGUUGCUGCAGCAACCGAUUGUGCCACGUCGGUCGCACAGCACGCCGCGUCCACUCAAAGCUUUCAGCGAACAACAGCCGCCGCAAUCGCCACAGCAACCGCUUUCACCAGCAGUGAAUAGCGCGCAGUUGAACGGUGGCACAGCGCCACGGCCACGCAGUUUGGAUCGCUUCAACAACGAGUCCAAACCGGUUGGACUCUAUCAGCCUCCACCAAUACCCAUGCGUCGAUUUCCGCCAGGCGUUACAAACACGCGGCAGUCACAGGGUAGUCCACAGCCGGAUGCCGGUAGUCCUACACCUAAAUUCAGCGGAAAGAAGAGCACAAGCAUCGAUAACAUACGCAACAGCUUGUCGGCCACGAGCGCUUCUGAUUUAAACAUGUUGGCUAAUAAUGCAAGCACCGGCGGCAUGCGCCAUUCGAUCACCUUUCACGGUCGCAGCCAAUCGGGUCAAAUUAAUGCGGAACAUAACUACAAUGGUGACCUAGCUGCUGUGAGCACUACUGCCAAUACGCUUAGCACGAACAACGUCACGAAUGCUGGUACUUGGCACAAGACCGAUCGCCCGCUGUCUUAUGCAUAUGGCGCAAGCGCACCCGAUCAAGCCUAUCUGGAGAACCAACUGCGUGCUUACUCUGAACAAUUACGCACCAUAACAGAAAGUGUGCGUAAGUACUCGGAGCAGGCGAAAUUGCUCUCUGAACUGAAGCGACAGCAGCAGCUCGCCAAAGCACAGCAACUCCAACCAAAUAGCGGCAACAAUAAUUCGCUCACAGUGGGUGCAAAUGCGACAUCACAAGGUCUGCAGGUGCCAAGCUCGCAGAGCAGCAGCAAUUUCUCUUCGAAUAUGAUCUCUCCAGAGAUUGUAAGUAAAUCGCUGGCUUCGCUCUGCUCUUCGACCGAGCCGCAGACACCUUCGCACCAGCUACGUCUAUUUCUCGAUAACAUACGCAGCACCAUGCGUACCGAAUAUCAUCAGAAUAUACCAGAGGAGAUGCUUAAGCCCAUAACUGAGUCAAAGUCGCCAACCAAUUUACAGCAACAGGCAACGCCACAUCAACAACAGUUGUCACAUACGCAAUCUCCAGCGCAACCACAAUCUUUGAUGGCAUAUAAACGUCCGAAUCUCGACGAAACACUACGCAGUUCACCUGUGCAAUCGACAACUGCCACAAAUGCUGCCAAUAAAGUACGCGACAACGAACUACCCACACCAUCCGAUCAACUCCGGCUCUUCCUCGACGCUAUACGUUCGAAUAAGAUACCCGAAACCGAUGAAAAACCGAAGCUCGUCAAUUCACAAACACUGGACUCUUUCAUUUCCAAACCACUACAGAUGCCGGACGUCACAUCUGGCACGCCUGGCGUGCAGCUUAGCGGCAUGCCACCCACACGACGGCGUCCUAAGAGCGCAAUUGCCACGUCUAAAUUGGAGAAUGAGCAAGGUGAGCAUUCAAUGAUUACCUCGGAGAGUUUCCAUCAGAUCUCCGACAAUUUGCGUUUGAUGAGUGAAGAUCUGAAAGCGCUCAGUCCCAGCAAGGUGGUGGUGAGUAACUCUGCAAGUAGCGGUAACUUAAAAAUAAGCGCCGGUACCACCUCAUCGCUCUCACCCUCGCUAACCACCGAGCUACGUGUCAUAACCAGCCACUCACCGCUCAGCACAUCACCUACAAAUCAUCCUGGAACACAUUAUGCGCCGCUCAGUCGUGCGAACGUCAGCACUUUUGGCGCCAGCUCUGCUUCGUAUGGUGCUCAAACGAGCACAAACUCACCUUCGCCUUCACAAUCGACACAUUCGCAAUCGACGAGUGCGACGACCACACCCUCUACGGCACCGCUUAUGACGGACUUUAAUGCGAUACUUGAUAGCUUUCAGGAAAUGGCUGACAAGUACAAAUCCAAAGGUUCCUACGAUUAUCUGCGUAAGUGUUCGGAUGCCUUGCGUCAGCACUCGCAACAAUUAAAAUUGCGCGAACAGCAACAGCAACAGCAGCAAAUGUCGAACGGUGGCUGUGGUGGUGGUUACAUGAAUAGUGAUGACAGCAGUUCGUGUAGUACCACACCGGGUAGCAUACGUGAGGCUGUGCAAAAUCUGUUGAUGCAACCCAGAAAUGGAUUUCAGAUACUCGACGAUCGCAUGCGGCUGUUCAUUGACAUUAUCGAUAGUCAAGAUCGCCUGAGUCAGGUAAGACGAAUACUACUUUUAACUUAUUACUAAAACAGCAAUUGUGGUAAGCCAAAAUUUAAAAAUUCAACAAAACUAAAUUUCCAUAAACUAAAUUCUGUCUCUCAACCACACGAAAUAUUCAAAGCUUUUGCUCUUUUCUCCAAAGAACCACAAUUUCUGUCACAUGCGUGUAGAUUUCAAUUAGAGAUAUACAACUGAUAAAUACACUGCUAUUCAGAUAAUAGAAACAACAAAGAAAAUAGCGGACGAGCAACUAAAAUGAAGAGCGACAGACAAGUACAAGCUUCGAAGGACAAAAUCAAAUUUAAUUUUUUAUUCAAAACGCACACAAUGACAAUCUUAAAUCGCUCAUUUUGCCACAAAAUGCGCAGGAUGCGAGCUUAAGUUUUUAUGGCGCUCACAGACACAGUAUAUAAGUAUAUAUCUGUCUCUCUAUGUGUGAGUCUCUGCGUGACAGCCUCACUGUCAGCGUAUAAGUGUGUUCGCGUGUGUGCGUUGGCAGGCGUAGCGAAUGAUUGAUGAGCAUUUAUUAUUAAAUACUGUGUUAAAAGGAAGUGCCACGAAGCGCCAUGGAGUGGCGGCACUAAGCCACGUUGCGCGCCAGCAAAGUGACGAAAAAUGCUUAAACAAUUGACUGCUGUUUGCCACAAGAGGACACGAAUGCUAAGUGGGGCAGCAUCGGAAAACAUUUCGCUGCUUGUGUGUGUGGGCACUUAUGUAAAUAUGUAUAACUGUGUGUGCCAAAUAUAAUUCAAGCAAAUCUACUCAAAAUCAUUCGCUGCUAUUUCCAUUUUACUUUGCGCACAAAGACACACAUUUAAAUUCAAAUUAGUUUUCAAUUUGUUUGAGCGUUUGUUGAGGCAGUUACAGUUGACAGAUGCUGCUUGAAUGGCAGUUAGAAAUGUUGGGAAAAAUUAGAUAAAUGGAAAUAAUAAGGGAGCUGUGAUACCAGGAAUUGAUAUUAAAUAAUUCUGAAAAAAGAUUUUUGUUUAAUUACACUGUUACUUUCGAAUAAAAAAUACCGAUUUUUAUCUAUUCGAUUUUUUUUAUUCAAAAAACUUAAGAAAAACCUUAAAGAAGGAAAGGUAAACUCUUGAAGAAUAAUAAGUUCGACUCUUGGCCAAUAGUAGACCGAACGGGCCUUUAGAUCAUUGGUGAUAUUUUCUCUCAAAUAAAUACUUAGUUUGGAUUAUGAAAUUUGACAUCACCCGAAUUAAAAUGUAGAUCAAGAACACAGAUAAUACUUCAUUAUGAAAUUAUAACACGAUUUAGAAAGGAGCAGUGACGGAUAUAUUGCUUCACCUUUAGGGAGGUGACGAACUACUCGGAUAGUAGAGCGGCGAAACUAGCCCUGAUUUCACCGACCAUGUGCUCAGGAUUGGUUACUUUUCAAUCAGAUUAGUCUGGGCCACUGCGCAAUCGAGGGGAAUUGUAAGAUCCUUCUGGCCAAAGGUAAACCGCGGUAGGUCUACCGAACUUUUCGUCGUCAGUAAACCUGACCUCUCCUUAGUCAAAUAUUUGUAGUAGGUUCAGGGUACUUUGUCGACUACUAAUUGUUAAUCUAGGGGGAUCCAGGCUUCACAAAGGACUACAUUUUAAAGUCUACGUGUGUUUCGCCUUGGGAAACAGCCUUACAACCUAACCUUACCUAACCUAGAAAGGGUUUACAUAGGAAUGUAACCACUACUAUUCGACUUUCAAAGCUUUAGAAUGUAUAGAAUACAAAACUUGAUAAAAAGUCUUGAAACAUUACUUCCUUGGGUAAUCUUCUUUAACCAGGUGAGACGAAAUAUCUUCCUUACCUAGUUGAGAUGAAAGACUCCACAUUUUUGUACUUAUUAAAUCUAGUAAUCCUCUAUAGUAUAUGAGUUCAGAAAUGUUCGUAUUUCAACAAAUUUAUUUCCCAGAAACUCAUAUCUAGACGGGCAAUUGUAAAGAGUUGUGUCAUCUCAAGCUUUUCUCAGGAAAUGUGAGCUGUGACGGACAGCAAGUUUUCUGUACACAUAAUUGUAAUGAAAAGUAGAGUCCACCAAGAGUUCACCAUCAGUCAUACCACCAAGACAAUAAAGGUACAUGACCUCAACUUGUCAACUGAGAACCAGAGCGAAUUUACAUAAAGUUAGAUUCACAUCUAUUUGACAGGGGGUUAAUUGUUUUAGAGAGAGAACUUUCCAUAUAUACGUACAUAUAUUCGAUCAAGAUAUAAAUUGUAAGUAUUUUAUGCUUACCUCGCGUUGAUAACUCUAUUAGUUCCACUUCAAUGUAAACUUUCUUAAGUACUUCAACAAAUAAUAAAUAAUCUAGAAAUAAACUAAUUGCCGUGUUACUAUUAUAUUCUUCUUCUUUCUACUUUAGCAUUGCGGCUAAAUCAAUAAUUUCUGCUUUUUCUAAAGAAACUGUGAGCGCAUUACUUUGCCUCGUUAGACAUUUCUUCUAGAGCCACUUCAAGAAUCUGUUUACUGUGUUUGCUUAUAUCUUUCACUUCUUAAAUUAAACAAUAAGUGUAAUCAAUUAUAUUCAUCAAAUAUGAAAAAAAGUUGCGAAAUCAGCGCUGAUACUAAGCAGCCACUUAGUCCACACUCAACCCAAGCGCACAAAAAUUUUUCAACAGCAGGCUCUAUGCAGCCUUUUGUUUAUCUUUGCCACAGCUAAGUUGACGGCUGCAACCGCCAACAAAGAAAACACGCAGCAGGGAGAAAGCGAAAGCAGCAGAAGUGAAGAAAAACGCAAACGCCGCAGAAAAAGUUUAUUUGUUUUAGCUACAUAACUGCUCUUUGUUUUUUUUUUUACUUUUACUUGUGAGUUGUUGUUUUGUGUGUUGCCAACUUUUAGGCGGCUUGCCAGGCAAUGCAUAACCGUUAUGUGGAUUUCACAUGUUCGUUCGCUCUCAUGCUUUUAUUGCCGUGUUUAUUUUAUUGUCUGCAAAUGCGUUUAUGUGUGGCAUGCAUUAGAGAGAGUUUGCUCUUUUUUUAGUUCUCAUGUGAUUUAAAUUUAUGUUUGUUUGCUUAGUAAUUGAAUUCUUCUCUUUUUGUUUUCAAUUUAUUUUGCGUACUUUUUUUAAGGUACUCUUUUUUCUUAUUCCAAAGCAUUUUUAAAUAUUUCUUUUGUUUGCUUUUCAUAUAAUUAUAUUCCUCGCCGCGCUAGCAAUAAUUCUUCCACAAAUGACAAUAUAUAAUACAUUAUUCCGAUUAUGCGCGAGUCGCGAAGCAUAUUUAGAACUCUCUACAUAUUAAAUAUAGUUCCAACUCUUUUUUGGAGGAACAUUCCUUGGCUGUCAGUAGUGUCAUGUAAGCAAGUUCUCUGACUAUUUUUUUCUAAAAGCUAAACCCCUCAUCGAACUAUAUAUCGGAGUAAUUCCUAAAAAAAAAUUCUCAUAAUCUUAUUUAUUAAGGACAUUAUAGUUCACCAAAUUCAGAGGCAUAUUACUGCCUUAACGUAUUAACAUUAUAGACCGCCCCUGAGUGGUAUAAUAAAAAAUAAUAAUUUUUCGAAAGGUCAAUUUGGCGGAAUAUAAUUUCCACGAGAUUUUUUUCUUGUUUUCGGAGGUUUUGGAAUAGUUCCCAUUAGUAAAGUAAAGAUCUCAUUAGGACUCUUCAAUUUUAACGCAUACUUCAUUAGAGCAUCAACAACACCAACAAUUUCACCCUGGAAAUCCAACCCAUAAUCAUUCUUGGCACCAGGUGCUACUUAAGAUUGAGUAGGCGAUAGGCAAGUAAAAUCCUCUCCCAACGAAGCAAAAUCAAACUCUACAAGUUGCUCAUUUCCGUCCUGCUUUAUGGUGCAGAAGCGUUUACUAUGUCGAUAUCCUCUAAGACGCCACUAGAAGUUUUCGAGAGAAAGGUUCUGCGUAAGAUUUAUGGUCCUCUUAACAUUGGCAACGGCGAAUUCCGCAGACGAUGGAACGAUGAGCUGUACGAGUUAUACGACGACAUUGACAUAGUCCAGCGAAUAAAAAGACAACUGCUACGCUGGCUAGGUCAUAUUGUCCGAAUGGACUAAAACACUCCAGCUCUGAAAGUUUUCUAUACAGUACCCGCUGGAGGAUCCCCGGAAGAGGACUACCUCCACUCCGUUGGAAAGACCAGACCCGUUGGAGGAAGCCCCGGAAGAGGACUACAUCCACUCCGUUGGAAAGACCAGACGGAAAGCGACCUGGUUUCACUUGGGAUUUCCAACUGGUCCCGAAUUGUAAGGGCUAUUCUCGAUUCGGCUAUAAUCGGAUAAACAGUUCCUACGGCAAUUGCAUCUGAGCUUAGAGCUUUAUAUCCCUAACAAAAAGGCCUGAAUAUGACUUAAAUAAACAAACUUUUCAAAAUUGUGUCUGAACAAAUGUCUUUGUUAAUUGUACAUACCAAUUCCCAUCGCUGUUUCCCAUACCAGCCAUUACUCACUAAUUCAUGCCACUCAGAUAGUUUGUACCACAAAAGGCUUCCUCUCAAGCUUCACAUCGCCGGUGAAGUUUAGUAGUGGCCGGAUGAAGUUAAAGUUGUUGACUUCUGGUUACAGCUCACGCCGCUAAGUGGCUCACUGCAAUUUGCUUCAACACAACCAAGACAGCGACAGCCAUUUAUUGUGGAAGAGACACGCGCUGAGACGAUGAGCAUAAUUUCUGGGCAACUUGCCAAGAAGUCGAGCCAAAUUUAGUUAAAUUAUUAUUGUUGUUGUUGUUUCUUGUCAUUAUUUGCGGUUGCCGUGCCACUUGUGUUUGCUACAAAUAUUGUUGUUAAUGACGCUGUUGAAGCCAGCGCGACAUGUUGACUCUGCAAAGCUGCUCAUAAAAACUGAUAAGCCGCCCGCCUGGCUUCUGCUAGGCGCUGCCAUGCGCUCUUUACGAAGUUGUGCAUCCAUUACAUCAUUGUUGUUGUUGCUUUGCUAAUUUCUAUGCCCACUUGUGGCAAUACUUCAAGUUCUUGUUGUUGUUGUUGAUGGUAUAAGUGGUAUAAGUACGAGUAUAUUGACAAAGUAAAUACUUUCCCUACUUCAGUUCGAGUCUGCGCCGACUGUUCAAAAGCAAAUUUCGGCAAAGUGGCCAUUAAGUGGCACUUCUUCAUCACAACGCUGCCUAAUGAUUUUGCGUCGCCACACUUGUCGAUUGUUUGCUCGGUGUGAUUAUGAGUGAGAGUCCCUUAAUUGGCUCAUCAUGCGAAUUGCUCGUUUGGGCUGACUGCACAAGCUGGUCGAGUGCGCCGACUUUGAGCCUGGUUUUAAGUGCGACAGGUAUGAAUUAAUGCAUGCAUACAGGGUGUUUGUGCAAGUUUUUCAAUUUACUAUCAUUUAAGUGGAUAAAGCUAUAUUUAUUUAAACAGUCCAUCAUAAUCUGAAUUGAUGCAAUCUGGAAACCAGUGUCCUGUUCGGUACUUUUGGGUCUCAUGCCUUGUGGGCAUUUUAAUUGUAAUUGAAUGCAGCAAUCGUCUUUCUUAAGUAUAAUAAUAAAACUAUAUCGAUUGAUGUAGCCAUUUAUAAUGCAAUCUUGUCGAGUGAUACAAAUUCUAGGUGCCAGUCCAAAUUGUUUACUUUCAUGGCCAUGGUGUUCCAGUUAUUAAUGUUGCAGGUCCAUAUUAAUAAUACAGUUUCGGAAAUGUAGUACAUUUUAUAUACAAGGGGUUGGAUAAAAUAUUAUAUAAAGGGUAUCUCAAUAUCGUCUCCCACAAGUCCAAUGAACCCAUAAUCUUCAACCAUAUGAAAGGAGCACUCACCCUAUAUAGUUAUAUAUAAUUGAUAGUGUGUCUAUAAUUCCAGGUAGUAAAAUAACCGUUAAUUUAAUGUUAGAUAAUUGGUUGCAUGCCACAUGCAAAUCGUAUAAUUAAACGCAUAACAAAUUAAAGUGACAAUCAUGAACAGAGAUGGAAAAAAUACUGCUGAUUAUUCGAUUUAUUUCUGAACUAUAUCGUUAUUUCCAGCAAACAACAUUCAUUAAAACCCAUAUACAAGCUCAUGGAAACGAUUCUUAGCAUAUAUAGCCAAGCAAGAUAGAUAGUCGAACUCAGUCUUAGUUCAGGAAAAAUAAUAAUUAAUUGAAGAGAUAUGUUAUGUACUAUAUAUAGAAACACAUAGCCCAAAAUAAAUAUUAUGUUCAAAAACCAUCAUAUUCAUAGUGUUUUUAUACACUCGCAACACAAGUUGUUAAUAGAGUAUUAUAGUUUUGUUCACAUAACGGUUGGUUAUAAGUCCUAAAACUAAACGAGUUAGAUAUAGGGUUAUAUAUACCAAAGUGAUCAGGGUGAAGAGUAAAGUUCAAAUCCGGUUGUCUGUCUGUCCGCCCGUCUGUCCGUUCGUCCAUGCAAGCUGUAACUUGAGUAAAAAUUGAAAUCGGAUUAAAACUACGAAAAAAUCCUUAACUCAGUAAGGAAAACUACCAGAAACCUUAAAUUUCAUUAUAAAGAUGGUACAGAAGAGCUGCACUCAAAAUGGUAUACAAAAUUUUAAAUGGGCGUGGUUCGACCAAUUUCAAUGAAAUUCGGUUCAUGAUAUCUUCCUAGCUAAUAAUAUGUUGUGAAAAUAGUCUAAAUCGGUUCACAAUCACGCCUACUUCCCAUAUACCAGAACUUUGAAGUCAACACAAAUCGUUUACUUUACAAUAUAUAAAGUAUGCAUUAUGGAAGAUAUCGGAGCAGAACUUUGCAAAAAUAAUCCAUUUUAAGAGUAGUAUCGUCCUUCCAAAAAUCGUCGAAAUCGGUCCAUAAGUUUUCAAGACCCUAUAUAUCGAAUAUGAAGACCUCAUUGCUUCUAACAAAUUUUUGUACCGAAAAUAUGGGUAAGAGGGAAUAUGUUUCUUCUAAUAAUAUGUCUCCGUGCCUAAAAUGUGUGAAAUCGGGUCAUAACUUCACUUAACUUCCAUAUCUCUAAUAUUAUGGUUUUCAACAUUUAAUAGACUUUAUACCAUAUACAUAUAUGCCGAAUAUGUGGGUCAAAUUGUUUGUUAUUAAUAUAUAAAUAUAAAUAAAUAAAUAAAUUGCGAGAGUAUAAAAUGUUCGGUGACACCCGAACUUAGCUCUUCCUGACUUGUUAGUUACAUUUUUCUUUCCUGUGAACUUCUUGUUUGAUGAACAGUUCAUAAAUCCUUAAAAAAAAUUGAAUCUGAUAAUUGGGAACUUUCUUCUACCAUAUCGAUUAGAUGAUCUUCUAAUUUGCCUUUUUUCUCGAAAGACCACAACAUGAUUGUCUUGAUAUAUAGUAUUAUUAGAUAAUCAUUUUCUAACUAAAAUACGCUUUAUAAUUGUCAUUUUCUAUAUUUGGAAAUAUGAAUAUCUUUAUUUUUCUAUACAUUAGCAAAUCAUUGACCGAUAUAAUGAAUCAUCUCAUUACAUUUUCGAAUGGCCUCUAUUAAGCAAUUAUUAUAGUAAACUUUAGGAAGGGUUUUUCAAAAGGGACGCUACAAAAGUAGACCGAUAGGGACUGCAAACGACGCCAUAUUUUCCCCCGCUCCUUUGACAUUUCUCUUCAGUACGAUUUGUCAUUUCAUCAUGGAGUCGAAAUAAUUAAAAUUUACUACCGAAAUUCGGAGUCAGUAGCCUCAACUUUAAGAGCGCUAUGUCCUACGUAACGAUGAUGUCCACGUAAUCUAUUAGUCACCAUUGCAUCUCGAAAAAAUUACGGUUUGGUGGGCUGAAUCGCAUUAAUAACCUCUGAGUAUACCAUACAUACCAUUAUCUACAUUGAAAUCUUUAAAUUGUAGACCCGUUGAACCUCCGUAAGCGUCCCGUGUCUAAAUGCGCACACAUCUAGCCGCAGGCACAUGUCACUUAAGCACACUGACACUUUCGAACUCAACUUAAAUGAAAGCUUGUAAUUUUUUCAAAAAUAAAAUGGUAAUAUUUAUUACAUAAUGCAUGCACACUUAGUUAUAGACAUAGUACAUAUGCAUGUGCUUGCUUCCUUUCAUUCGCACUAACAUCUUACUCACUGCUCACCGCUCUCUCCACGCGCCAUCGUUUCUUCAUUAUUCUCACUAUCUUUCUAGUUUAAGUUUGAAUGGUUAAAUAAGGAUGGCUUUCUUUCGUUUCGUUUCGCCCGUGGAAAACUUUUGCCCUACUCGCUCGCAGUUCGCACAGUCAUUCGGUGAGCAUACGCUUUUAUCAUCAUGUUCAAACGGACAUACAAACAUGGCAACCCUAUGAAUGCUUAGCUGUGUGUGUGUGUGUGGCUUCCUAUCAGUGUGUCGUCUCACGUUAAGUGUGUUUGCGUGACGUGCAGCGGAUUUUUAAAUGCGAAAUUAAUCACUGUCUUGUGGGUAUGGUUGAACUCGUACAAUUUGAUUUGAAGUGAUAUGGCUUUAAGUUGAAAAUUUAAUUUACUAUUCUACUUAAGAGAAUACUAUUUUUAUGCGGAAACGUGUUAUUUUACACAUUUUGCUCGGUUUGUAGCUGAUUUUUUUAUUAACUUGAAUAAAUAUAAGAGGCUUGAAACUCACACACAGCAAUAUAUAAAUGCAGCACCAAUGAAGAUAUCGGAAUAAAAUUUAACAUAGAUACUGCAUUGGAGUUGUGGUCGUUCACUCGGACUAUAAGUUUUCAAGGCUCAAGAUAUCGAGCAUGAAGACCUCACUGCCAAUGGAUAAUUUUUUUACCGAAAAUAUCGGUAUAUCUUUCAGAUAUUUUAAAGAAAUUCGGAGGGAAUUCUUCUAAUAAUAAUCUGUGCCAAAAAUGGUUAAAAUCGGGUCAUCUCUUCCCCUAUAUACCUAAUUAUAGGUUUUUCAAAAAUAAGGUCGGCUUUAUUCGGUUAAUAUAUGAGAUAUCUUAGCAAAAUUAAGUGAGCUUAUAGUCUUGGAUAUAGUGUACCUUGGGGGUGAAAAUGAGUGAAAACUGUUCAAGAAUUACCUCAGCCUAUAUACUAUAUAUGAUGAUUUUUGUUUUCUAGUGGACUUUAUUCCGAAUAUGUGAGUCAAAUUGUGCGUUGUCUGAAUAAAAUUGCAAAAAUACAUUGCAAGAGUAUAAAAUGAUCGAUUGCUCCGGAACUUAGUCAUUCCUUCCUUGCUUAUACGAGAUAUAAUUAAUUAGUAUAUUAAAAGAUAUUCUGCGAAACCGAUUUACUUUCAAAAUAACAUUCUUUAGCAUUACAAACCGAAACUGUGAUUGAUUGACUUAGGAUAGGAACCAAAUUUUCAUUCGACUGAGGCUGGUUAAGACGUCAGUAUUCCUUAAAAUUAUUUGCGUAGUUAGCUUGGCCACUAUUCUCACUUAAACUAGAUUGCCAAACGCUGUCUUAAAUGUGUUUACUAAUUUUACAUUUUAAGUAUCUAAAUUCACUGGUAAUUUUGUAUCUAGAAGCCCAUAAUCUUCUCCUAACAAAAUUAUUUUAAAAUCCGAAAGAUUCUACAGGUUUAGAGGAAAUGUAUGGCCUUUUAUC
Messenger RNA from Zeugodacus cucurbitae (melon fly), 17307 nucleotides. Its product is annotated as dystrophin-like. Bases 4471 to 7992 code for a protein of 1173 amino acids. NCBI's taxonomy places the organism in Eukaryota, Metazoa, Arthropoda, Insecta, Diptera, Tephritidae. The transcript has 3 exons. The record is from RefSeq and is a predicted model, not a curated record.